This is a messenger RNA of Blepharisma stoltei, 6299 nucleotides long. Lineage: Eukaryota; Ciliophora; Heterotrichea; Heterotrichida; Blepharismidae. The record is from the annotation of a GenBank genome assembly.
AUGCUUUUGAGUGUUCCAGAACUGGUAGAAUUCGAUAAGUCAGCUACAAUACUGUAUUGGUAACCUAUAUUUAGGGUUCUAGUCUUUAUUGUUUUUAGCUGUUAUAUCAAUACGAGCUACAGAGACCCUGGGUUUGUGCACGCAAUUAAGAUCCUUUCAGACCAAAACCCUGUGCACCCUACAGAGCAGCCAUCGAUAGAAAUCACCUCAAACCAUAAAUCUCAAGCAUCUGUAGGAUUCGUUGAAUUAUAGGUGUUUUCCCUAUAUAGCCGGAUAAGGGCCGUGGGUUCUCCAUGGAAUCCCUCUAGUGGUUUGACCAACAGAGGGAUUCCACGGAGAACCCACAGCCCUUAUCGGGCCAUAUCGGGAAAGCCCCUAUAUCAGACCCAAAUUUCUAUAUUUCUCCAUCAAAAUGCCAUCAAAGAUAUAUGAGCACUGAACAUGAUGACACUGAAAAAAACAUCCAAGGAAGAGCUGGCAGCCAGGCAGAAAAAGAGCUGGAAGACGAAAACUCGGGACCAUUGCAGAUUGAUAUGUUAGGAAAUAAACCAAUCGUCGAUGAUAUUGAAGAAGAAGACUAUUCUCCUCAGUCUCCGACAGACGUAAGCGCGGUAGGAGAAAACAAAUUCCAAAAAUUUGAAGAUGUUAUUAUAACAGAAACCAGAUUUUGUACAGUUUGCACGUUGGAACAGCCAAUGAGGGCAAAACAUUGUAGGGAUUGUGAUAAAUGUGUAGCGCUACACGACCAUCAUUGUCCAUGGCUUGGGAUUUGUAUUGGAGAAAGAAAUAGGAGACAGUUCUGAGCUUAUUUAGUUGUGGAAUGUGGACUUAUAUGAUGGUCUGGAUUUUGGCUGUUUCAAAGCUUUGAGGAAAGGACUGGGCUAGUAGAAUGAAUGAAGGUAAAUUGGGCAAGAAUUUUUGCAUCAGUUUUUAUUGCCUUUUUUCGGAGAACUUGCUAAAUCUUGCUAAAAAAAAAUCAAGUAAUGCCAAAUCAAUUGGUGGAAAUGCUAACAAAAUGCAAGUAAAAGCUAAAAAUGUCUAAAAUGGGCUAAUUUUCGUCAAAUAUUUUAGCUAUCAGACUAAAAUGCGCUAAAAUAAAAAAUAAAUGCUAAAAAACGGCUAAAAAAAUUUUUUUUGUCUAAAAUGUGCGAAAAUGCUAAAUUAAUAGGAGGCCGCGCUACACUUCACCAUUAAAGGAGUAAGGAAAAAAAAAUUAUAUUAGUUUUUUAAAUAAUUAAUAGAGUCAAUUAGGAUUAAUAAGAAAUGCAAUAUUAAUAUAUACAAAUAUUAAACAGAUAUUAUAAUAGUAAGUAUUUAAUCUUCUAUAUGCAUCUAAUAUAAUGCAAAAACAUUAAUAACGUAUGAUAUACUAAAAUUGAGAAAAAAUUUUUAGCGCAGUUUUAUUUUGAGAAAAUAAGUAUUUGAGUACGGAAAAGUAUGCAUAUUUAGCAUAGAAACACUGCUUGUACUUUUUUGCGCGAAAAUUGAAAUAAAUUCAUAUAAAAUGCACUAUUUAUCAAUAAAUUUCUUUAAUGCAUGCAAUUGAGUUAAAAUGAUUAAGUAUAGCAAUGAAUAGAUUAAAUUGGGUAUAGCAAAACGCGUUUUCUUUAUUUUAUUAUAUUAUAUAAUAUCAUUUUGCUUAACUUGAUAAAAAGUUUUAAAUAGAUGAAAAAAUUAGCAAAGAAACUUACCUGAUUUAACAACUAGCAAAUGCUUAUAGCAAAAUAUACUAUAUGAUUAUAUAAUAUUAAAAUGACAAAUUGGAUUAAAUUUAUCAAAAGCUAAAGGAAAUUUCAUAUAAUUAUAAGAAGCUUCAGUAAAAUUAAAAUUUAUCCAAAAAUUUCCCAUUUAAAAAAUGAAUAAUUAAAAAAUUGUUCGAAUUGAAAAAUAUUGAUUGUGAUUAGAAAGAAAAAUUAUGAUAAUGUAUGAAUCUGGAUUUAGAGUAUCAAAGAAAAUAAAUUUAAUAUAAAGUAUAAUGUCCUCUUAUAGGAUAAAAAUUAGAUUGGAUAAAUAUCAGUCCAAUACAAGUUCGAAUCAAAAAGAAAAAUGAAAUAAAGUAAUAGCUAAUUUAAUUCUAAUUUUAUUGAAAUCUUUUAUAAAUUAAAAUAUAUGGGUUUUUCUUCAGUAAUCUGACUCUUUAUUGAAUCAUCUAGCUUCAUAAUUUUCCCUUCAAACAUCAUUCCAUCAUGAUAAUAUAAUCCGUUUAAGAAAUAAAAUUCUCCACCUUUAUUAAUCUUAGGAUCCUUAAUGAUACUUGUAAAAUGCCCGUUUUUAUAUAAUAUUGCUGAACUAAAAUCAUAUUUCGCAUCAUUUCCAUGUAAAUAAUUUAGAUCAUUAAUUUCUACUUCAUAGUGAUCAUUUUCUGCGAAGAUUAUCAAAUACAUAGGCCCACUCAAUUAGCGUGAUUUUGCAGUCUGCUACGCCUUUACAAUGUGAACAUUGCUGAAAUGUAUUUCUAAAUCUAUAAAUUAAAAAUUGAUGGAAUUCUUUGAAUUCUUUAAUAUCUGAAUCAAUGCAAAAUUCUAGUAAAGAACUUAGUUCAGUCCGAAUUUUUUGGCCUUGGAAACCGCAGCAAUCACAUGAUAAAUAGCUCUCAUAAGAAAUCCUAAAUUCUUUGCAUACAGAAAGCAUGUAAAACAGUGAACUAAUAUGUCCUUCCAAGUUUUUAGCACUCUGUAAUGGCUUAUGCUUUUUCCAAAAAUUUUUCUAUUGCAUCAUUAGAUUGAUUGUUUAAAGCUUCCAUAGUCUCCACCAAAUCUCUAAUCCUUUCAUCUUCUAAAUAUGCAUCAAAUAUAUUUUGUUCAUGGUUUAAGAUUGAUAAAGUGACAACAGUAAAAAAGCUGUCGAAUCUGCAUGAACUAUUUUUCCAUCGGAUUCACUGAAAAUCGCUUACUGGCACAACUUUUCUUUUAACGGGUUUAGGAUUGAAAGGACUCUUGACUAUUCUCUUACCUGUUAAGAUCUUCUUUCUUUAGUGGAGUCAUGAAUGUUGCUUUUUCAUCAAUAUCUGAAUUUUCAUCUUCAUCAUCUUCUUCAUCAAUUUUAUUUUCUUUUUUAUUCUUUUCAUUCUUUCCUUUUUCUUCUUCUGGCAUUUCAAGAUUAGAAUGCGUUGAAUUUUGACUAGUUGACUCAGUUUCUGAGUCAUUUUCAAUUUGUUUUUUGAGAUUCGCCUUCUAGUAUCUUUGCUUUUGAUCUAAAGACAACAGGUUUAUUGCCGCAAGCAAUUAUAUCAUCAUAAAAGUACUUAUAUAGAUUUUGGAGUGCUAAUAUGAAAUCACUUCACAUGAAAUUGACACCUUUAUCCUUGAAAAACUUCUUAAUUUCUCCAUUAAUCCCUUCGAGCAUGGAAUUAGAUCUAUAUCUACGCUCUUCUAUAGAGCUAUAAUUAAGAGUGUUAUCUCGAAAAUAUUUUAAUCAGGUUUUCUUGAAGUAAUUUAUGAAUUUCAUAAGUGAUUCAGAUUCAAUGAAUUCUUUUUCAAUAUUUGCAACCUCUACCUCCAAAUCAUCUAUUUUAUAGCAUAGUUUUUCUAUUCUUUUAAUAAUUUGAUCAGUUUUAUUUCUCAGUUCUGAUGCCUCUUUCUUUUUGUAAAUCCCAAGUGCUUUUGCUUUUCUUUUCAAGCUUUUAUUAAGGUGAUAAAAGCAGCCAAUAAUUCUUUGAUUUGGAAAAGACUCCUUUAUGCUAGAUAUCAAUGCUUGCUCAAAAUCAAUUGUUAUAGAACUCAACUUCAUUGGAAAUCCUGAUAUGGAUAUAUGAAAUUUUAUAAGUGUAAAAAUAUAUGAAUAUAAUCAUUUUUCUCUUGAACUCAUAGCUGCAAAGCAGCCAGGCAUUCUUUUUUUGGGAUACUGGAUCAUAUAUUGCUAUAACUAGUAGUUGGCUAAAUUCUCCUUGAGGCAAAAUCUUGAAAGUUCCAUCAAUAUAUCAGUGAGUGGCUUGCCUCAGCUGUGACAACUGCCAAUCUGUUGCUCAUACAAUGAACUUAUAAUUUUUGUUGUUAAUAUUAAGACUUCCAUGAUUGCGAAGAAAUUGAAUUCCUAUAUCUUUUAUUGUUGAGAAUUGAAAUGAUGCCGUAUACCAAUCAUUUCAGCCACAUUCUAGUUUGAUUUCUUUUAAAUUUUUGCUUAAGACUUGUUUUAUUAAUGCCUGCCAUUAAUGAUGAAUGCUCUCUCUUUUUAAAAUUAAUUCUACCUCUUCAUUAUUCAAAUAAGGAGAUUGUGAAACUAUAUGUUUUUAAAAUAGAAAUGAGCUCUUGCUCUUGCUGAACAUUAACUUUUGGAUUUUCUUGUGGAAUUUCUUCAUGAUUAGAAUGGUCCUUAAGAAUUUCUGCCCUUACUGCGUUUUUUACAGGGUUUUGAAUCCUACAAGAUGCGCGGCAAUUUUAUUGACACAGUAAUAAUAAGAAAAAUUUGCAUGUGAAUUCUUUCUUCUAUAAUAAUAAGUAUUGUUGAUGCAAAUUUGAGUAUAAGCUUCAUGCCAAACGAAAGAGGUGUAAUGCCUUUCAUUGCUAUAAGUAUUUAUAUAUUAUAUUUAUCCAUUAUUGUAAUAAAAAUAAUUAAUUAAUUAAUUCUAACCUAUAUUGAAUUACUUUUAUUUAUUCUAAUUUUUAAAGUCAAUUCAGGGUUGCUUAUCAUACAUAAGCCAAUAUACCUUUGCAUUAAAGUUAUGCUCUUUCGUACAGUAAACCUAGAAUAAUGUUUUACCAUAACCUUUUUUCUAAUUUUUUAUACAAUCUAUUUUUUAAUUGGAAUUGUUUUGAUAAAUUUUAAUUUUUACUGACUCCCCCCCCCCCCCCUCCGUGAGCGAACAAAAAAAUUUUGUUCGCUCACGGAGGGGGGUUAAUUUUUUUUUUUUAAAAAAAAUUUAUAUAUAAAUUUUAUAAAAAAUAUUUUUUUUCGAAAUUAAAAAAAUCCUAAUUUGCAAAAAUUGGGAAGCAAAUAUUAAUUUAAUUUGCAAAAUUUAUGUUUUAAAACGCAAUUUGUUUAAAAUUAAACAGAAUUAGCUCUAGAUUUCAUUAUACUAAUUAUCACUUAUAUAUCAAAAAUUUUUUUCCAUUAAAAAAUUUUUUCUAUUAAAAAAUUUUUGUUCACUCACGAGGGUGGGUUUUUGGUCAAAAAAUGGCGAUUUUUCUAAUGGUUUUGUUCGCUCACGGGGGGGGGGGGGGGAGUGAAGCUUCUUAUAAUGAUUUGAAAUUUCCUUUAGCUUUUGAUAAAUUUAAUCCAAUUUGUCAUUUUAAUAUUAUAUAAUCAUAUAGUAUAUUUUUCUAUAAGCAUUUGCUAGUUGUUAAAUCAGGUAAGUUUCUUUGCUAAUUUUUUCAUCUAUUUAAAACUUUUUAUUAAGUUAAGCAAAAUGAUAUUAUAUAAUAUAAUAAAAUAAAGAAAACGCGUUUUGCUAUACCCAAUUUAAUCUAUUCAUUGCUAUACUUAAUCGUUUUAACUCAAUUGCAUGCAUUAAAGAAAUUUAUUGAUAAAUAGUGCAUUUUAUAUGAAUUUAUUUCAAUUUCGCGCAAAAAAGUACAAGCAGUGUUUCUAUGCAAAAUAUGCAUACUUUUCCGUACUCAAAUACUUAUUUUCCCAAAAUAAAAUUUGCGCUAAAAAUUUUUUCUCAAUUUUAGUAUAUCAUACGCUAUUAAUGCUUUUGCAUUAUAUUAGAUGCAUAUAGAAAAUUAAAUACUUACUAUUAUAAUAUCUGUUUAAUAUUUGUAUAUAUUAAUAUUGCAUUUCUUAUUAAUCCUAAUUGACUCUAUUAAUUAUUUAAAAAACUUAUAUAAUUUUUUCCCUUACUCCUUUAAUGGUGAAGUGUAGCGCGGCCUCCUAUUAAUUUAGCAUUUUCGCACAUUUUAGACAAAAAAAAAUUUUUUAGCCGUUUUUUAGCAUUUUUAUUUUUUAUUUUUAGCGCAUUUUAGUCUGAUAGCUAAAAUAUUUGACGAAAAUUAGCCCAUUUUAGACAUUUUUAGCUUUUACUUGCAUUUUGUUAGCAUUUUCACCAAUUGAUUUGGCAUUUACUUGAUUUUUUUAGCAAGAUUUAGCAAGUUCUCCCCUUUUUUCUAUUUUUUGUUACUUGUCUGCUUGUUUUUCAUACGUAUCUUGCUAUCACAAAUCAAACUACUUGGGAAAAUAUUUCUUGGGAAAGAAUAUCAUAUCUAAAAAAGUGGCCUAAAAGCUAUGGAAGCCCAUUCAGCAAAGGAUGCUUAUCAAACAUAUACAUUUAUUGCUGCAAACCGCUUCCUAAAACAUAUACAAGCUGGAUAAUGCCAGCAAGAUUGCCUGACAAAAACCCUAAAAAAUGCUGCUGUAUUGUUUAA